GCCAUCUGAACAGUGGGCUGCUGGACUUCCUCCUGUUUGGCAGCUUAAUUGCCGCUGUGGAUCCUGUAGCUGUUCUGGCAGUGUUUGAAGAAGUCCAUGUCAACGAAGUUCUAUUCAUCAUCGUUUUCGGAGAAUCGCUUUUGAACGACGCUGUCACUGUGGUGCUGUACAAUGUGUUUGAAUCUUUCGUUGCAAUAGGUGCAGAGAACGUGACGGGGAUUCAAUGUGUCAGAGGCAUAGUGUCCUUCUUUGUAGUGAGCCUGGGUGGGACACUGGUUGGCAUUUUCUUUGCGUUCCUGCUCUCGUUGGUCAGUCGUUUCACCAAGCACGUGAGAAUCAUUGAACCUGGAUUUGUGUUUAUCAUUUCCUACCUGUCCUACCUCACGGCAGAGAUGCUUUCUCUGUCCGCUAUCCUUGCGAUAACUUUCUGUGGCAUCUGCUGUCAGAAAUAUGUCAAGGCUAACAUAUCUGAACAAUCUUCUACAACUGUCAGAUAUACCAUGAAAAUGUUGGCCAGUGGAGCGGAAACUAUUAUCUUCAUGUUCCUGGGAAUUUCAGCUGUAAAUCCAGAUAUCUGGACUUGGAAUACAGCUUUUAUUCUGUUGACUCUAGUCUUCAUCUCAGUAUAUAGAGUUAUUGGUGUAGUUAUACAGACAUGGAUUCUUAACCACUACAGGAUGGUCCAGUUGGAGAUCAUAGACCAGGUGGUGAUGUCGUAUGGCGGACUACGCGGAGCGGUCGCUUUCGCUCUGGUUGUACUCCUGGAUAAGGACAAAGUGAGAGACAGAGACCUGUUCGUCAGCACGACCAUCAUUGUUGUGUUUUUUACUGUUAUUUUCCAGGGACUGACUAUCAAGCCUUUGGUACAGUGGCUGAAAGUGAAGAAAACUGAACACAGAGAGCCAAAACUGAAUGAGAAACUCCAUGGCAGAGCCUUUGAUCACAUUCUUUCUGCUAUAGAAGACAUUUCUGGACAAAUAGGACAUAAUUAUUUGAGAGACAAGUGGUCCAAUUUUGAUAGGAAAUUCCUCAGUAAAGUACUGAUGAGAAGGUCUGCUCAAAAAUCAAGAGACCAGAUCCUUAAUGUUUUCCAUGAACUCAACUUGAAGGAUGCAAUUAGCUAUGUGGCUGAGGGAGAACGUAGAGGUUCCUUGGCAUUUAUACGUUCUCCAAGUACAGACAACAUGGUAAAUGUGGAUUUCAGCACCCCGCUCCCAAGUACCAUGGAAAGCUCUGUCUCUUACUUACUGAGAGAAAAAGCCGGACCAGUUUGCCUCGACAUGCAAGCUUUAGAGCAGAGGAGGAAAAGUAUCCGGGACACAGAAGACGUGGUGGCUCAUCACACCCUUCAGCAGUACCUGUACAAACCCAGGCAGGAGCACAAACACCUGUACAGUCGACAUGAGAUCAUGCACAAUGAAGAUGAGAAACAAGACAAGGAGAUUUUCCAUAGGACAAUGAGGAAACGCUUAGAAUCUUUCAAGAGUACCAAACUAGGAAUAAACCAUCCCAAGAAGCUCAAUAAAAUCCACAAGCGAGACCGGGGCCAAAAAAGGCGAAACAGCAACGUAAUACCGAAUGGGAAAAUACCUUCGGAAAGUCCAGUGCAAGAUUUUGCUUUGAAGGAAAAAGAUUUGGAAUUUUCUGAAUCAGAAGAAAAUAAUGAUUAUGAAACUCUGCAUCUAGGCAAAGGAGUUGAUUUCCUGGCUAAUGUGACGAAGCAAAAUUUCACAGAUACUCCUAAUGGAAUUGAUAACCCAGUAUUUUCAGCCGAUGAUGACCAAAGCAUCUACAUGAAGUUCUCACCCUGGUUAUCUAGUGAAGACACUGUGGUGCCAUCGCAAAGGGCCCGCGUGCAGAUCCCCUAUUCUCCAAGCAACUUCAGACGACUCGCUCCAUUCCGGCUCAGCAAUAAAUCAAUAGAUUCCUUCCUGCUAGCAGAUGGCCCAGAGGACCGACCCAGACCUUUUCUCUCAGAAUCAACACAUAUGUAA
This is a messenger RNA of Apaloderma vittatum (bar-tailed trogon), 1994 nucleotides long. It is a transcript of the gene SLC9A3, whose product is annotated as solute carrier family 9, subfamily A (NHE3, cation proton antiporter 3), member 3. NCBI's taxonomy places the organism in Eukaryota, Metazoa, Chordata, Aves, Trogoniformes, Trogonidae. Gene Ontology annotation, biological process: regulation of pH; sodium ion transport; proton transmembrane transport. Gene Ontology annotation, cellular component: apical plasma membrane; brush border membrane. The transcript is spliced from 14 exons. The record is from RefSeq and is a predicted model, not a curated record. Gene Ontology annotation, molecular function: sodium:proton antiporter activity. The annotation marks the transcript as partial.